UCCCCUGCACCCUUCUCAGGGCCGAGCUUCUACCCCUGCAACACGCUGCAGGCACACAGCAGCAUCACAGGUGGGGGUGUGACGCUUUUCAUUGCCCUGUAUGACUACGAGGCCAGGACGGAGGAUGAUCUGAGCUUCCAGAAAGGGGAGAAAUUCCACAUCAUCAACAACACCGAGGGUGACUGGUGGGAGGCACGGUCGCUGAGCUCAGGUGCCACGGGUUACAUCCCCAGCAACUACGUGGCCCCCGUGGACUCCAUCCAGGCAGAGGAGUGGUACUUUGGAAAGAUCGGGCGCAAGGAUGCAGAGCGGCAGCUGCUGUGCCACGGCAACUGCAGGGGCACCUUCCUCAUCCGUGAGAGUGAGACAACAAAAGGUGCCUACUCCCUCUCCAUCCGGGACUGGGAUGAGGCCAAGGGCGACCACGUGAAGCACUAUAAGAUCCGUAAGCUGGACAGCGGGGGGUACUACAUCACCACACGGGCACAGUUUGACACCAUCCAGCAGCUGGUGCAGCACUACAUAGGUAUAUGUAGGUGGGGAGGGGUGGGGGGGACAGAAGGGGCGAUGGGACCCCCAGCUGGUUGGCUAACUGGGUGUAACUGGAGAAGGAGGGGGACCCCCAGGUGCGCCCAAUCCUCUGUUGGGAAGGAGCACCCAACCUCUCCGGUAAGUGGCCCCCAGGUCUGGGUGGGUGUCGGCGGGGUUGGUAGGGAUGCAGGGCUGGCCCUGCUGGGGGGAGCAUCCCGUGCACGUCACAGGGGUGAGUGCAGCUCUAUGGGGGUGGGUGGUGAUGGCACGGAC
This is a messenger RNA of Meleagris gallopavo (turkey), 804 nucleotides long. The record is from RefSeq and is a predicted model, not a curated record. Lineage: Eukaryota; Metazoa; Chordata; Aves; Galliformes; Phasianidae.